Durusdinium trenchii is the source of this 720-nucleotide messenger RNA. The record is from the annotation of a GenBank genome assembly. NCBI's taxonomy places the organism in Eukaryota, Dinophyceae, Suessiales, Symbiodiniaceae.
AUGCCACAGUUCGGCACUUUGUUUGGUGUGAGUGAAGGGAAGACAUUGAAUGUAAAUAGCAAGAUUGUUCUGAAAAGGCUUGUGCUACUGUACCAAGUUGCCAAGGCACACAUCAAGCAAUUUCUUCAUGUACCGCUCAAUGUGCUGCACGCUGCUUCGAGAGCGGACAUGGAACAAAGAGGUCGCACAGAGGUGGCUAACACUCCAGAUUUGAAGAUGUUGCUUCCCUUUGUGCCGAAGCAUGGGUUCCGCUUCAACCUUAUGCGAGUGGUAAGAACCUCCUAUGCCUUGCGACAACUGACAAAGGACCUUCCCUGUGCCCAAUCUGCUUUGAUCCUCUCCUUCGUGUGGCCCUCGCACCGGCAACGGAAAUCCUACUCGAAAGCCCGUGGACAUGCCUGUGAUUCUGCCCAGUAUUUCGCGACAUUGCUGCUGCUGCUGUCACAACUUGGGUGCUCGGUGCAUGUGGUAGCACACAGCCUGGGGUGCCGAGUGGCCAUGGCCGCCUUACUGGAAUUGGAAGAGGCCAGAGAGACCUGUGUCCAGCUAAAGUACAUGGCACUGCUGGGCGGUGCAGUGGCCAGGGAGGCUUUGGAGCCUGAGGGUGAGUUCCCUCUUCGAAGGCCUGGAGAUCGGAACGCUUCGAAGGUAUGUGUAACAGCACACCUUUCACAAGGCCUUUCUCAAGGCUUGGUGUUUUUUUUGAUAACUUCAUGCUAA